Messenger RNA from Paramuricea clavata, 9155 nucleotides. NCBI's taxonomy places the organism in Eukaryota, Metazoa, Cnidaria, Anthozoa, Malacalcyonacea, Plexauridae. The record is from the annotation of a GenBank genome assembly.
UGGCUGAAAGGUGGAGCAAAUACUUCCACGCGGUACAAAUUGGAGGCCUGGUACUGGCGAUUACGCAAUUUGCCUGGUCACGAUCGAAGUCGAACUCUCUUCAAAUAUAUUGUCAUUGCAUCAGAAGUUUCCUCACUUGCUCUCGGUAGUUUUCCUCAAAAAAUCAUGUCUUUCGCCAUGGGAUUGUCGCGUUUUUCUGCGAGAAACACUCUCAAGACUAUAUUCAAUCCGAAUGUACGGCGAUCGCUCUCGACGGUAUGUGCAUAAUACGAAAAAUUGACAUCACAUUUUGUACGUUUAAAUUUCGCAUGAUCUGAAUAAACGCACGUGUUUUGUGGAUGGUUUGCAUGGUAUUUAAACUUGUUGUAAAACUUUGCUGUUUUAGGUAAAUAAAAGCAAUUAUGGCCAAGCAUUACGAGGUUUUAGUGUGCCAUUCAGAUCUUAUGCGUAAGUAUAGAAUUAUAAAGAACAUUUUGAAUAAAAUUUUAAUAAUGUGGUUGGUAUAUUGCAUGGACAUGGUAUAUACAGAAGUAUGAUGUAAUCAGCCAUUAUACUACGUGCAGAUCACCAGUCAAAGCAUGUCAUCUGUCUGACAGAUGAUCUGUUUUAACCUUAGUCAAACAAGAAUGAGGGUUGACGAGAGUUGCAAUUCUCGCUUGUGUUUGACUGCCAACUCUCUUCAACUUUGAACUGGUUCAAAUUUUAAAUGAGUGUUGAUGAGAGUUUUCACUAUGUGCACAGUAAGAUUAAAUUAACCCUCAUCAAUUCUAGGGGUGCAUCGGAACCAGUUUUUUAAGUUCCGGCCGGAACCGGAUCCGACCGGAACUGGAAAAAGUUCCGGCCGGAACCGGAACUAAUUUAUUAAGCUAUAUAUAGUUAUAUGUUACUUUGUCUGCUGCCAGACAGGCAGACACUUCAAGUCAUCAAGGAGAGAGCUCGCAAAUGUUAGAAUAAAAAGAUUGACAAGCGUUAAACGUCAUAAUGAAGUGUUAGUAGUGUACAUUUCCCUUGCGUAGUCCAAAUUUCUUCCUACUGUGACCUUUUGUUAGACACAAAAACGUUUGAUAUUCUAUCUCUCUGAAAACAACAGAGUUCCGGUUCCGGCCAUGCUUUUUUUACUAGUUCCGGCCGGAACCGGAACUCUAAAAAAUCUGGGUUCCGGCCAGAACUAACCAGCCGGAACCGAGUUCCGGUGCACCCCUAAUCAACCCUCAUGCAACUCUUGUUCUUGUUUGACUCGGGGCAUGAGAGUUGAGACAACUCUCAUAUGCAAACAAUUACAAUUAACAUUUGUAUAGCGCAAACUCACAUGUGGAUAUGGUCAAAUGCGAUUUACACCAAGUGUUAUGCUUACCUAAUUACUUACUUAGCCUAGACUAUUUUAUCUUUACAACAAUUGUGAUAUUACGUUCUUAACUGUGUUUAUUCUAACUCACCCUAUCAACCUUACCUUUGGGAGGAAACUGGAGCACCCGGAGAAAACCCAAGACUUUUGGUAGAGUAUUGACUGUCUGACUCUUUUCACAUGAGUCUGGUGUCAGACAGAGUAAAAUAAUAAAGUAGGGCACAUUGCAGCUUAAUUAUGGCUUAACCAGACACAUUAGCAAAUUGUUGGUUGACCCCAUUAGUGCACAAGACUCUCCCUUUGAUGGAUAAAAUUGGCUGGAGUUAGACAGAGUAAAAAUAUAAUAAAGUAGGGCGCAGCUGCAGUGUAGAUGCAUUGCAACUUUAUGGGUUUACUCAAUUGAUGUAUUCUGUGUUUAUCUUCCCCUACUGUAUACACAACCUCUUAUCAAGCACUGCAGUACUUACAGUAUAAAAUGCAUUUAUUCUCAGUUCUGAAGUACGAGGGGCAGUUUGUGGCAUUGAUCUUGGUACAACCAACUCCUGUGUGGCGGUGAUGGAAGGUAAAACACCCAAGGUGAUUGAGAAUGCAGAGGGUGCAAGGACAACGCCAUCUGUUGUUGCUUUUGCAACUGAUGGUGAAAGGCUGGUUGGAGCACCGGCAAAACGACAGGUGAAGAAUUGAAUUUAAUCCAUAUUUAUAAUCAAUUAAUUGAGUGUAAUUUUAUAUAAUUACUGUACAAGAUGUAGUGUUAUGUAGCAAAUAAUGUUAUGCGUAGACCUGGACAUAUGUAUUCUUUGUAUAAUUAUACUGACAGACUAAUCCUUAUGUUGGUACAAAAUAUAAAUUCCUUUUGAUUUUAGGCGGUGACAAAUCCGCAAAAUACUAUUUAUGCGUCAAAGAGGUACAUUGGACGUCGAUUUAAUGACCCAGAAGUUCAAAAAGACCUGUAAGUGUGCAUGUGUAUAUAAUAUUAAAAGUUUCUUGUGCAUUAGGUUUAUGUGGCAAUAAAUCAGUACUAUUUAAUUUUUGUCAUAAUGCCAUUAAUUGCUACAUGUGCCAUGCCUUGCUGACUUUUUGUGUUGAAGUAAAUUUAAUAGCUCAUAAUAAUCUCUCGUUUUAGCAAAAAUUUGUCAUUUAAAAUUGUGAAAGCUUCAAAUGGUGAUGCUUGGUUUGAUGUACAAGGCAAAAUGUAUUCUCCAAGUCAGAUUGGAGCUUUUGUGUUGAUAAAAAUGAAAGAAACCGCUGAAAGCUAUCUGAAUACCACUGUGCAAAAUGCUGUUGUUACUGUACCUGCUUAUUUUAAUGACUCGCAAAGACAGGUAUCUGAGUAUAUUCUCUUUUGUUAAAACAUCUUGUUGAUACAGUAGACUGUUGUUUCUUGUACUUUUUUUGUGUACACUGCCUUAAAGGCCUGGCAGUUCAGCCUUUUGAACAAUGGUUUUUAAGGCGCAUUUCAGCUCUUUUAAUUGAAAAAACUAACUAGGAAAAUCAAUUAAGCAUUAGCGUGAGGCGGUUUCUACAAAAAACCGAAUACCGAAAACCGACUGGAAAAAAACGAGAAAACCGAGUGAACCGGUUUUUUUAAAAACUACGUUCGAAAAUCAAAACUACUGUAAAAAAAGACACAACACGCUACUGAGUACUCACGCAAGAUAUUAAACGUAAGGUAUUUUGAAGACGUUAUCAAAUUUCAAACAAACUCUCUUUAGUUUUUCGUGUGUAAAUGCCAAAACAUGAUUCAAUUGCAUCAAACUCGUAUAAGUAUGGUUUGAUUUCAGUAAAAUACCGAUUUUCUUCGUUUUUCCCCGGUUUUUCGGUUUUCCGGUUUUUCUCCAAAAGUAACAUCGAAUAUUUCGGUUUUCAAAAAACAUCGGUUUUUUUCCGGUUUACCGAAAAACCGCCUCACCCUAUUAAGCAUAAUUCAAGAUCAGCAAACUCAAUGUUUUUAACAUUUUAAAACAUUUUUAUUGUUAAAAACAUUGAGUUUACUGAUUUUGAAUUAUACUUAAUUGAUUUUCCUAGUUAGUUUUUCAAUCAAAAGGGCUGAAAUGCGCCUUGAAAACCAUCGUUCAAAAGGCUGAACUGUGCCUUUAAAGUUUAUAUGUGGUAAUGGGUAUUGAUUUUUUAGGCAACAAAAGAUGCAGGCCAGAUUGCUGGUUUGAAUGUUCUUCGUGUGAUCAAUGAACCAACAGCAGCCGCGCUUGCAUAUGGAAUGGACAGAGCGGAGGAUAAAAUGUAAGUUUGUUUUCACUACGUAAUGGUAAAAUAAUUUGCACUUCUAGACAAUUUGGACGUAUUUAAUAUAUUAUUUGGUUAAUAUAACUGGUAAAUAAUAAAAGAAUAUAAAAAAAUAUCAUAUUACUUAUGAGUUACGAGUCCAAAUCCACUUUCUAUGCGCUGAACAUAUAGAAAGGAAAGAAUUGCCCUCAACUUUUCUAGCGAUGAUUGUAACUAUUUACAGUAGACCAUAAAGGCAGACUUAUUCUAGUAAUAAACAGUGAAAUUGAUGAUGUUUAACUUUAAUUAAUAUUGCAUUAAAAAUGAAUUACAAUGUGUUUACAGCGAUAGAACUUAUUAACAUAUAUGAUAAGAGAACUACAAUUCUAAAUCUAAAACUACAAUAAAAUCUGAUAUGAUGGGAAUAUUAGUUAAUUAACAUUCCUUGCAUUAGCUGUGGAAAAAACUAUAAAGGAUAAAAUGCACAUUGGAAGAACCCUCCGGAAUGCUAUAUGUUUAUCUCUGUACAUUAUAAUGGGCACAUCACAAUAGUGCAAAGUGAAAUUUACACAAAAAAUAAAUUAAUGUUUGUUGGGAUUGGUUUUAUUACUCUUCUCAGUUUGGCUGUUUACGAUCUUGGAGGAGGCACAUUUGAUGUGUCAAUCUUGGAGAUCCAGAAAGGAGUGUUUGAAGUGAAAGCAACGAAUGGUGAUACGUAUUUAGGUGGUGAAGACUUUGACAAUGCUUUGCUUCAAUAUUUGGUGAAAGAGUUCAAGAGAGAGGUGUGGAUUGUUUCUUCGUUUUAUUUGUCAUGGCCAAGUUUUUUUAACAUCGGAUACUGUACAGUAUGGAGUACUGUACAAUAAUUUAAAAUCAGAAAUUAUUCGUCUUACCAGAUGUAUAAAUAUGAAUGUUUGUAGAAACAUUGAGAUUUUUUGGCAUCCCGCUUGAUAGAAGUAACAGUUGAAGGGUGUUGUAAAAAGAAAUUUCAAGCAGAAGGUUGUAUACAAUUUUAGACCUAACCAACUUUCGUAGCCGCUCCUGGUUAGGUCCAAAAUUGUAUAGUAAUCUUCUGCUCAAAAUUCCCAUCUUCAAAAUCCUUCAACUAUGAAUGUUUGUAGUCUGGAGUUGACCUAACCCAAGAUAAUAUGGCAAUUCAAAGAUUGCGAGAAGCUGCAGAGAAGGCCAAAAUUGAGCUGUCGUCGUCUAUUCAGGUAUCUAUUAUUACAUUGCAAAUACUAUUUUCACUUAGUAACAAUAGUGUGCAUCAGGAUAAUCAAGUUUGAUGGUCCCAUUUUUGCUAAGGAUGGACGAAUAUACAUUUCAAUUUAUAAACAUGUAGUGUCUAUAUCUUCAGACCGAUAUCAAUCUACCUUAUAUAACCGUUGGAGCAUCCGGACCUCAGCAUAUGAACAUGAAACUUACCCGAUCAAAAUUCGAGUCUCUUGUGAAUGACUUAGUACAAAGAACAAUUGAACCGUGCAAAAAAUGCAUGAAAGAUGCUGACUGUAGCAUGUCUGAUAUUGGUGAAGUCUUGCUGGUUGGUGGCAUGACCAGAAUGCCCAAGGUAAGGUAUAUUUGUUUUAAAAUUACAUAGAAUAAAUCUUGCUGAAUUGUGUUUUCCUCUUUAGUCUUCUACUAUAAUAUCUCUAUUUAUAUAUUUUACCGCUUUAAUAGCAACUCGGCGUUUCCUCACAAAAAAGUGGAAUACAUUCUCCAAAUUAUUGUAGAGGACUAGCUUACCACCAUUAACGAUUAGGCAUUACGAAAUUAUCUUUUUAAAUACAGCACUGUAAUUUUUCCUUGUCUAAUUAUUAUAGGUCCAAAAACUCGUCCAAGAGAUAUUCGGUCGUGCCCCGAGCAAAUCCGUGAACCCAGACGAAGCAGUGGCUUUAGGAGCAGCAAUUCAAGGCGGAGUUCUUGCCGGUGAUGUAAAGGACGUACUUUUAUUAGAUGUUACACCACUCUCUCUUGGAAUUGAAACACUUGGCGGUGUGUUUACAAAACUCAUCGAACGAAACACGACUAUUCCUACAAAAAAAAGUCAGGUAUUUUAUUCGGCUUUAUAAUGAUUAUACAACUUAUACACAGAAAAUUUGCUCCUUUUACCGUAUGUUGACAGUGGUAGGUUUUUCGCACUGGUUAGGUAUUCUCGACUGCUGCUGAUGGACAAACUCAGGUGGAAAUCAAAGUGUGCCAAGGUGAACGAGAAAUGGCUGUUGAUAAUAAGACAUUGGGACAGUUUUCGCUGGUAAGCAUAAUAUUUGACAGUUGUUUAUUACGGUGAGAUGGCUAAUCUAAUAUUCUUCCUAAUAAAUUAUUUUCUGUGCCUGUUAGCAUUAUGCAAUACCCCAAAAUUCUCUGCCAACUAAGCCAGGUAUGAAAAUUUUCUGUGAUCCUAGAUGCCAGGAUCCACCAAUUCCAGAUAUGAUGGAGCCUGGUAAUGGGUUAGCUUGCGUAUAGCAGCCGGGUUUUUGGUUGGAGGAAUGGGUUCACAUUAUCAGUUCAAGCUAUUGUCUCAUGUGCACUGAAGCAAAUUCGUGAAACAUCUAUUGAACUUGUUUUCUUCGUAGGUCGGUAUUCCACCUGCACCACGUGGUAUACCACAGAUUGACGUCGCAUUUGAUAUCGAUGCCAACGGAAUCGUGAACGUCUCUGCUCGCGACAAGGGAACUGGAAAGGAACAACAAAGUAAGUACUUAUAUGCAUUGUAUUAAUUUACGUCAUAAUUCAUGCUAUACCCUACCAACAGUACACAAGGCUCAUUACAAAACACUGAAAUAUCUUAAUAAUGGUUGAACUUACCUUCUAUUAGAAACUAACUUAGCUACUUCAUAACUUAUUAACCAACUAAAUCACUAAUCUUAAACUUAGUUUUACUAACAACCUUGAAUACCUCCUUGUGCAAGUCAGUUUUAAUAAUUAUAUUAGUAAAAAUUAUAUAACAUGGUCUGUUAUACCUUUACUGUAACUACAGUAUUAAAAACUGGAUCAGACUAUUAUAGUAUGACUGUGUUCAAAAUUUACAGUUGUGAUUCAAUCUUCUGGCGGUCUGAGCAAGGAUGAAAUUGAAAAUAUGAUUAAACAAGCGGAAAUGUACGCAGAAAGUGACAAAGAACGAAAGGUAAAUGUUAAAAGAGGAAGAAAGUAUACAGUAGGACGAACGGGUAAAAUAUUUGGUUUAAUAUGCCGUAUUUUUAUCAAUUUUGGGGAUAUCCGAGUCAAAACAGCUACAUUAAAUCAGCUACCUUGGAUUAUAAUAAGUGAUUAUUCUCACACUGAGGACAAGCAAGACUGUAUUCAUUGUGAUAGUUUUAUUAGCAACAUCCAAUCCGGGUACAAGAUUCAUACCGGUAUGCAAUACAGAGUCCAUUUGUCAGGUUCGCUUACUGGAAGUGCACUUUCUUUCAAUAGGAAAAAACCGAAGCCGUUAACCAUGCUGAAAGUAUCUUACAUGAUACAGAAACAAAGAUUGAAGAGUUCAAAGAUCAAUUACCACAAGAAGAGGUAAAUUUGUGCAAAUUAUGUUAUAAUAUUUGAGGCAUGGCUGCAGAAGUUAUAAGGAGCCAUGCUGCAACGUUAUGUACUUCUGUACAGUAGUGUAAGGGGCUAAUGUUUAAAAUUUAGUUCAAUUGAGAAUUCUAGAGUUACUGCGAAUACUGUACACGUACAGUAGUAACUGGCUGGCCCGGCAUAGACUUGAAGAUUGGCUAUAAAUCUUCACAAAAAUAACAAAAGUGGGUCAUGUGCUGGACUUUCCGUCUCUAAUUAGAUCGUUAUAACGCCUGGCGUUUGUGGCAUUUAUUUCCAGGUUUCCAGUCUGAAAGAAGAAAUCACGAAGGUCCGUGAAGUGUUGGCAAACACAGAAAAUUCUUCAGCUGAAGAGAUCAAAGAGCAAUGCAGUGAAUUACAACAGAAAUCACUUAAACUUUUCGAAAUGGCCUACAAAAAGGUAAGACUUGUGUUCCGAGCGAACUCCAAUUUCCAAGAUAAAGAUACCACAAUGAUGAAUUUGCACACAGUAGUACCAGUUCUUGACAUAUUAAUUUUCCUUCUUUCAAGAUGGCGUCCGAAAGAGAUGAUGGUGCCCAACAAACUGAAGAACCAGAGCAAGAAAAGAAACAAGGUGAAAACUAGAAGAUAAAAGAACUACUAGAGUCCGUGGAAGCAAUCAGAAAAUGACGAACCAAGCCUCUUUCAAUGAUAAACGUUGAUAAUUUAUUGACUCGGAGUGUCAGCCAAAGCUUAAAAUGUUCGCUUAUUUAUCACAUAUUAAAAGCGCGUGGAAAUAUUGCAUGUUAAGCUAGGUUUUACAUUUUUAGGUAGAAAAAUUGCUGAUGCAGUACAUGGUGGUUAACAUUACCCUAUAUGGUGGUAAAAUUAUUUUCGCUCUUAUAAGUAUCAAUAUACGUUUGAAAUUACCAUGUGUUGCACCACAAUAUAAACCACUUACAACAAAAACGUUGGAAUGUUAAUGCCUGUCACAGACCUAGUAGGACAACAAUUAGAACAUAAAUACUGCCAAUUUUAAAUUGUAUAUGCAUAUAUGUUUUAACUGACCUCGAUCUAGAUUUGAAUUUCUUAAAUGUUUACACGAUAUUCGAUAACGAGGGCAGUAUAGUGUAUCCAAUGAAUGUGUCUUUACGAAUUUAAACAGAAGAUAUUUGGAAAAGAGAAUUCUUCCUUAUUACCAAAUUAUAAACUUAAUGUAUUUCCCCAUUUUUUUUCUUUGGUUCACACACUGAUAAAGGUGUACUACAGGUAGUUCUUCGCUACGUAAAUGUCUGUUUAGGCUAAAGAUACAAUUGGCGCUUAAAAAUGCUUGACUGCAUGCUGCGCCUUGAUACAGUACAUGUAUUUAAAAAUCCAGUCGUUGUUUGGAAUAAGUUGUCUGCUUGAAUGCAGUGUAAAUUUAUUUUAUUAAAUUUAACAAUAGUUUGGAUGUUCGUGUAACUAUGUUAGUUUUUCAAACGCAUAAUAACAGUUCAUAUACGAAGCAGUAAUAGAUGGUUUUCACCAUAAAUAUAGUUUUCACCUCACGUAUAUUCGUCGUCAUGCUGGACGAAAUUGAUUGAGAAUCUUCAUAGCCUUCCUAUAUCUUGAUAAUAAACGUCCAUCAAUUAAGUCCAACUUUGAUUUUACCUUGAAGUGCGAGUUAGUUAUAGAUAGAAAAAAAGAAGUAUAUAUGAUACACUCAAAGCGUUACUAAAACUAUUUAAAUUCGCCUCAUUAUACAUUUUUUCCAACCAUAUUCUACAUGCAGUUACUUUUACCAUAGACAAUCCAGAAGUCUUCUGGAUUGUCUAUGCUUUUACACACUUUGACAACAAGAUACAUGCUUACUGGAUAAUGCAGCUUGUUUUAAAAACGUAUGAACUUAGACGAGUAAAUAGAUAAAACAUGUAUGAACAAAGUACUGUAAAUACAUAAAAUUCACCAUCCGCCUUUCUGCGAAGAUCAUACUUAUGACUCAACGUCAAUAUCAAUGAGACCGACACGUCCAAUUAGUUGGUACAAUACAAAUUCCUUGUAUCGAGUUAUUCCAUAUCACUUAGGCCAUAGUAGAGGAGCAGUGGUUUACUGUGGUCCU